This is a messenger RNA of Salvelinus sp. IW2-2015, 5257 nucleotides long. RefSeq names its product palmdelphin b (gene palmdb). The record is from RefSeq and is a predicted model, not a curated record. Gene Ontology annotation, biological process: regulation of cell shape. Gene Ontology annotation, cellular component: cytoplasm; membrane. Lineage: Eukaryota; Metazoa; Chordata; Actinopteri; Salmoniformes; Salmonidae.
CAUUACAUUUCUCAAAUGAGAUGUUCUUUAUUUUUAUAUAAGAUGAAGUGCUUGGUCAUUUCUUAUGUAUGUGUGUGCUAUCUAACUUAACUGUUCUGCUUAAUGCCAAACUAAUUAAAACUAAUUCGUCAUACUAUCCACUGGUUGCAGUUCUCUCUUUGUCAUUUCAGACUACAAUUUCACAGCAUGACUAAACUGCUGACUAACUGACUUAUACCGCCAAUCCUACAAUACUCUUUCAAUAUAAUUAUUUACCUGACUUCAAAGGGUGAUCACUUAUAUAUCACCCUUUAGUAAUGUUUAGUUUUUUCCUCCUCCCUGAAACUCACUCUCCAUUGUUGUGUUGCAUUGGUACAGACGUUGAACUGUGUUCCAUGUUCAAGGUAAUGUUCUGUCUAUGCUGGUUUCUUUUGGGUCUCUAUUGGCAAGCAUGUCGUUGGGUACUUCUUCCUAAUCCAUCUGAAAAGCCAAGACUUACGCUGGGGAACAUGAAGUGGCAAUUGCUUGAGAAAUACUUACAUAAGCCUUUUCUUACCAUUAUAUAAGCUACAAUUUCGAUGGAAAAAAUCCUUCACCCUAAAAAAAAAAAUUGUAAAGAAGAAAUCUUAGAGACAGCAAGAGAAUGCACUAGUAUUAAAUAUGGAUAUUCACACAGGUUGUUCUUCUUAUAUCAUGGAAAAUCUUCAGGAGACCAUUUUAUAUUACUGGGUUUGUGGGAUGAUUGACUUUAAUUUAGGUGAAAAUCAAGAUUCAGUCAAAAAUAUUUAACUUAAACAUUUUCCAUUUUUCUUAUCCACAGCUUUGAAAAUGAGAAUGGCAAAGCUAGGGGGAAAAGUGUAACCGGCAAAGUGAUUGAUUCCCGUCCCUGACGUUACUAUUCUGUGAAGAAUAAGGAACAGAAAAGAGUGGUCCUAUGGAACAGAGCUUUUCUACACACUAUUUUGCUCAUCAGUUACAGAACUUCUUCUAAGAGACAGACCACUGACAAGACAGAUGAUCAGAAUUGUAUUUAUAUUAUCAUGGAAGUGCCAAGAUGGUCUAUGAAUGUGUGAAAUCGAAAAUGUCUGUAUGUCAAUCAUGCAUUUAUGGUAUGCCUGUGUUAAAUUUAUUAGUUGUAGUAUUCAAUCAGCAACAAUAUUUAUUCAAAGACAUUUGCUGAUCAUUUCUAAAAUGGCUGUGAAAGUGUUUUAAUGCCAAAGUGACUGACCUUUUGCUGCUGUCAGUGCUUUCACAAAAUCUACAAUGAGGAAUUAAUUCCUGAAUUAUUAAUGCCAUUGGUAAUAUUGCAUACUAAAUUGGAAAAUAAAAAUGUGUUAUCUGAAUAACCAAAGAAAAUGAAUAAGAAAGACUGGGCAUAAUAACAUUGACAUGAUGUUUUUUUAUCAACAUGUUAUUUCUAUGGUUGAGAGUUUGUACAUUGAUUGACCAUAGAUUCAGUGAAGGGAUUGUUAUCAAUUGAAAUAGUCAGAAAAGCAUAUCUGAACUCGAGAUACACGCAAUCAUCAGUUCAAGUUACAGCACACUGGACAAACCUUAGGAAAGACAACCCGAGAAGGUUAGAAAGAUUAGAACUUGAACAGUAAGUUCCUGGUUUUGACUAAAUGCGUCACAGGGUUAUCAUAGUACAAAACAUCAGCAUUCUCAACGUUACUCACAGCAGAGAAGUCUUGGGUACGCUCUUUAUGAAUAUGCGACACUGUGUGUGUGCAAGGGAAAAGGAGAGAGAGACCAUCUCUUUGCACCAUCCACACUGCUCUGCUAUUGGUUGCUUCCCCUCUACACACAUUCAUAAUCAGAGUUCUAGUCUCUGAGGCUACAGAGAGACAGAGCGCCAGCUUAACACUGCUAGCCAAAACCAGUCUACAAUCACCUGCUGGACUGGCAUAAGAGAGCUACCGCUGUGGCAAGUGUGACGGAUGGUAAAGAACUGAACGAAGGRUGCAGUAACCCUCAGAAUCACAAUCCAAACGAACCCAGAUCCUUCUCGAAGGCAGUAACCAUGGAGACCAGUGAACAAACGGAGAUGACCAGCGUAAUUGCCUAUGAAAAGGAACUCUCGCUCACUGACUCAACUGAAAACAAAAAGGGCUUAGGAGGAACAGAAGAAGAACAAGUCUGUUUAGAGGCGGACUCACUAGAAUCCAUAGGAAAGAAAGCGUUGCUAGAAAUUCUAGCAGAUUUACCAGCUAGUAUGAUCGAUGAGCUUGACGGCUUAGGAAACGGGCACUGUACAGGUAACCCAUUUCGAAAGGAGGCUUUGUCUAGCCAUGAAGAACUCAACCGAAAUGAAUCCAUCACUUCGUCUGUCUCUGACACACCGUCCAGUGUCGACAGUGUGUAUGAGAACGAAGCUCAUCGUAAGAGACAGGACACCCAAGAACUAGAACAGCCUGAAGAUACUGUGUCCAACCCAGAGGAUGGUGAAGAUGGUGAGGAUAAAGACACAAAAGAGAUUCAAUAUGGCCCAUUAGAAAACUACAUCAGUGAUGUCCCAGAGGAGUCUUUACUAGAACAGUUCAUCAGAGAGGAGGUUCUGUCGGAUGUCUCCAACGAGUCCUGUCAUGGUCUGGACCCAGACGAGGUGGAUGAAUGCCUGCGUGUUGAGAUAGCUGAGGCCUCCUCAGACGAUGAGAGUGAAGAUGGAGCAAAUAAAUGGAGGGCGAUAUUUUCCUCCUCGAUCAACCAUGAGGAUGAUGAUGACUAUCUGGAUAGCCUCCAACUGAGUGCACAGGAUCUCUUCGUCCAAAAGGUUGAAGCGCAAAAUGUUGACAACCAUGACGAUAACGAGGAGGAAGUUCAAGUGAAGAUACCAAAGGAAGAGGAACUGGAAGUAUUGGAGCAACCAGAUUACCUCACUGGUAUUGCACAGGAAGUGACAUACAACCCUGCAGCACUGCUCCAAAGCCUGUCCAAAAUCUCUGAAGACGAGGAGGGAAAUGGCAAUGGUUCAAGGCACAAUACAUCUUGCAAGGCAGAUCCCAACAAGAAGCUUCCAAAGGACUUCUGCGUUAUCCAGGAGACCAAGAGUGAGAACGUCAGCACAGAGCAUGUAGAUUUCCAGCUGGCRCGGAAACAGUGGAGGGAGAUGGAAGAGCAGACCAAGAACUUGGUGCUGUCACCCACCACAAAGCAGUGUGGGCCCCUCACGGGCAGCCACAGCUUCAUGUACACUCCAGUCAGGAACAUUGACAGGCCCAAGACGAGAGAUACGAGCCUAGAGAAUUUGGCUAUGGGUGGAGCUGAGUAUCCCCACACCCAGUUCAGCCCCUGCUCAGAGGACUCAGGCCUGGGCGAUUCCAGCUACAGGUCCCCUUAUGAAGAAUUCCCAGAGACCUCCAUUGAGAGGGAGAUCCGCCUGGCCAUGGAGAGAGAAGACAACUUUAAGCGAGACAGGGGUUUCUCCAAUGGGACGAAACCUACAGAAUGUGCCCAGACAAAUGCCAAGCCAGUCAUCUUGCUCCCAGCGAAGCUAUGUCAGGAGGUUGACGAAAAGAGGAAGACGUUUGAGAGUAUGGAGGAUGGCAGCUGCAACAUACCCAGAUCCAAAACUACUCCAUCAUUCAUUAUUACGUCUUCGCCGGCAAAGGGGCCACUGAAACACGAUCUGCCUGCCAACAGCAUCAUUAUACUAGAACCGGAAGGAAGUCCAAGACAUGGCUCCAGAGACACCUCCAGAGCUAACGAGUGGCACUCGGAUGAGACCUCCAAUGCCAACUUCAUCAUCCUAGAGACAUCCAACCUGAUCAUCAGGAGCGCCUCAGAGUUCUGCCUGAACACGGCCUGUGCGCAGCAGGGCCAGGAAUGCUCCUCAACGUUCCUCAACAACCCCUUCUUCAAGCUGCGCUCCAGGAGCCAGCUGUCAUUGGUGGACGAGGAGAUCAAGAUGGUGAAACAGCGCGAAGAGGAGUUGAAGAAAGAAAGAGCGAACAUCUAUCCAAAAGGGAUGUACAACAACACAGGCCUAGUGGCCGAGAAUCUCAUGGACAGCUUGUCGUUUGAAGCUGAUGCGCCACUGAAGUGUAAGUCUUCGCCAUCAUCACCAAUGAAAACUGCAUACAAGAUGGAUCGCUCAGCCCUAUCCUGUGAUCACAGAUUUCCUGAGGUGUACGGAGCCGGAGGAAGGCGUAAGAGCGCCUUGGCGCUGCGCUGGGAGGCUGGGGAGUUUGCCGAGUGAAGAACAACAGGGUACAACCCGCAGUCACUGGUGAAAAUAUUGUCUGUCCACUUUCAGCUGAGUUAAUAGACUUAAUGCAGUGCUGCAAACUCAUGUUUGUUUCAUGUUGCGACAUUUAACCACACUUGCUGCUUCUGUAAUGUUAUCGAUUCUCUGGUCGAAGUGCCAGGAAAUAGUAGUGUGUGUUCGCCCGCCAAGAUGCCUGAAUGUUAAAUGAAUGUAAUAGUCCACAGAUGCUAACAUUUUAUGAAAUUUUAAUGUGAGCAAAUCUGAAAACAUAUUUUGGUGUAUUGUCUUGCUAAAGGAAAGAAGCUUAUAUUUAUUGUACUUUCGUACUGUGUUUUCCAGAAAUAUUGGUGUGGGCAUAUAACAUACUGUAUGAUACAAUACUAUAACAUGUAACUUGUAUCAAAAAAUAUAUUCAAUCAGUUGCUGAAAUCUGAGAUAUGUUGAACGGACAUUAUACACCAUGUGAAAUCAUGUUUGAUUGAAAUACAUUUUUAACAUUCCCUUAAAGCUGGAAUCCUUAAUGGUGAAACCACCACAUCCGUUUGCGAUAUUUUAAAAACAACAAUAGCGGUGAUGGGCAGCCAGUGGCGCCGUUUCCCUUAUUACGGAUUCCAUGUUUAAAAUAAAUCAAAUCCAUUUCCAGAAUCAAAAGGGAUAUAGUAAAAAAAAAAUGCUUAUAAAAAAUAAAACUUUUCUAUAUUGUGCAUUUCCCUACAAAUGUCAGAUGUUUACAAUUUUCAAAGAAGGAAAAUGUUUCUGCUUUUAAAUAAUUAUUGAGGCAGAGUAUUAAACAAGCUCCAUUUUUUGAGAAUUGCCAUUUAACGCUGAUAAUUGAGUUCAUGAAACAAAAAAGAAUUGACAUUGUUUCAUUAAGUAUGUUUGUAUGCUUACUUGUUACUGUUUUGCUUAUACAAAAAUCACCAGUAUUGCUUGCUAGCAUUUUAAAUUGUGUAAGGAAAUUACCUAAAAUAAGAGAGAGGCCACUUUAUUACAUUAUUUUUCAGGUGAUUUUCCUUGUAUUCUUACUGCAAGUGUUCAAUAGAUUAGUGCAACAAUAAAUACCACGUAUGAAUA